Messenger RNA from Mesocestoides corti, 429 nucleotides. NCBI's taxonomy places the organism in Eukaryota, Metazoa, Platyhelminthes, Cestoda, Cyclophyllidea, Mesocestoididae. The record is from the annotation of a GenBank genome assembly.
AUGGAGACAAGCCCGUGGGACGCAUCGGCCAACCUGGAAGUACACAUCGUCGCCAACGUCUCCAUCGUAAUCCAUCAAUGGCUCAUUUCGACUGCUGGGAAGGACCCCAAGACGUCGGAGGGACUGGCCUGGUACGAUGCCAAGGGACGCCAGCUUCUGGACUCCAUUGCCCGAUUUUGGUCUGUUCGCGUGGAUUACUCCGAAGAGAAGUCGGCCUACGUCAUCAAAGGUGAGCUGCUCCAUCCACCAAUCAGAUUGGUUUUGCUUCAAGACCGCUGGUAUCCUACCAGUGGUCUUGUGCUUUUUCUCACAAGACAAAUUUACUGCUUAAAUGAUGAUGAUGAUGGUGAUGAUGAUGAUUCGAGGGGGUCUCGAAUGCGAGUUUGGGUACGAGGGAACCGUCGUCGUGGAAGUUGUGAUGACAUCUCA